AUGGCCACGGAUCUCAAAGCGAACGGGCUGUCCAAUGGCGACAGCAAAUAUCCAAUGGAAGACGUUGACACGAGCGCCAAGGAUAAGCUCCUGGCCGAGGCAGGCGCAGCAUUGCCGCCUCCUGGGCACGCGAGGAGGGAGAGCACGUCAGAUCAAGUGAAGAAGCUUCACCCCGGUGUCGUCAUCGCCAUAUGGAUCUCGCUGUCCUCGUCGGUCAUCUUGUACAACAAGGCCAUCCUCGACAAGCAACGACUCAAUUUUCCUUACCCAAUCUUCCUGACGACUUUCCACUUGACGUUUGCGACGAUCGGAACUCGCAUCUUGCUCAAAACCACGCAUUUGCUCGAUGGCUUGGCCAACGUGAACAUGACAUGGGAUCGGUGGAUCAAGUCUAUCUUGCCCAUCGGCGCACUCUUCUCAGCCUCGCUCAUCUUCUCCAACAUGGCCUACCUGACACUAUCAGUCUCGUUCAUCCAAAUGCUCAAGGCGUUCACUGCAGUCGCCGUGCUGGGCAUGUCGAUUCUCAUGGGCCUCGAGACAUUUACCCAGAGGACGUUCUUCCUCGUGCUGUUCAUCUCGUCCGGCGUAGCACUCGCCUCAUACGGCGAACUCACAUUCGUGCUUUCGGGCUUCAUCUUCCAGACGCUGGGCGUCAUCUUUGAAGCCUCGAGACUCGUGUCGAUCCAAAAGCUACUGCACGGCAUGAAGAUGGACCCGCUCGUGUCGCUCUACAUGUUUGCGCCGGUCUGCGCAGGCAUCAAUGCCCUCAUCAUUCCCUUCACAGAGGGCACAGCGCCUUUCGAGCUAGCCUGGGAAAGACUGGGCCCCUUCAUCCUGCUAUCGAACGCCUCUGUUGCGUUCCUGCUCAACAUCUCUGUCGUCUUCCUCAUCGGCUGCGCAUCAUCGCUUGUGCUCACGCUCUCAGGAGUUCUCAAGGAUAUCUUGCUCGUUACGGCCUCUGUUCUUCUCAUGGGCAGCUCGGUCACCAUAACACAGCUAGCAGGAUACUCCAUUGCGCUGACCGGAUUGGUACUCUUCAAGACGAAGCCAGAGAUCGUAGAUCAGAUCAUGGAUGGCGCAAAGAAGCUCGUCGGUCGAUAG
Molecule: messenger RNA, 1101 nt
Organism: Mixia osmundae IAM 14324
Lineage: Eukaryota; Fungi; Basidiomycota; Mixiomycetes; Mixiales; Mixiaceae
Exons: 7
Coding region: 1-1101 (366 amino acids)
Cellular component (GO): endosome; Golgi apparatus; trans-Golgi network
Molecular function (GO): antiporter activity
Source: RefSeq, a predicted model, not a curated record